AUUGCCUUUCAGGCCUAUAACAUCCUCUACGACUAUGGCUAUGGCCUCUUUCACGUAUUCAAAGCUUCCACCGGAGUCUGAUACGACCCGCAUGCUUCGUCUCUUACCUCAUAAAGAAAGCAACGCUCAAAUUCGGGGCGAGCUCAUCGAUUACGAUUUGUCAGAUACCGACGGCAGACGUCACCUUUACGAGGCGCUUUCUUAUGUAUGGUAUGACGGCGAAGAGAGCCGUGACACAAAACCUGAGUCAAUCAUCUUGAAUAACUGUAUAUUCUUUGUUACACGGAACCUCUAUGCUGCACUCUUACAUCUGAGGAAUCACCAAUUUGAGCGAACGCUCGAUGAUGAUGAAAAGCAGAAACAGAUCCCACUUAUGCGGACAAUCUAUGCACAAGCCAGUUGUGUCAUUGUCUGGCUUGGGGAGGCUAGGAACAAUAGCGACGAAGCAUUUGAAAUUAUUCGCCGUCUAGCAGGAGACAGUGUAGAUUAUGGAUCCUCCAAUGAUGAAUCCCCCACUGCCCCAAACAUGAUGAUCGAUCGUGAUGCAUGUGAGAUGCUGCUACAGCGGAAUUGGUUUCGCCGUAUAUGGGUGCUUCAGGAGGUUGGCGUUGCAAGAUGUAUCUCUAUCAUGUGUGGUCAUGUCGAGAUGAAUGGUUAUAUGUUCUGUAAAGGCUUCAGCAGAUUAAAGGCCCUUUCUCCUCGUUCACUGAGCCAUAUCCACCCAUACCGGCCUGAUUCGCGUGGAACCCUCUCUAUAGGGGAACUGAUUGAUAUGUACCAACACCACAAUGCCACCCUGCAACAUGAUAAAGUGUAUGCAUUGCUGGGCUUGAGCGCUGAUGACCCACAAAUACCUGCUUUAAAACCAAACUAUGCCCUCCCUUGGAAUGAUGUCCAUAAGCAGGUCACUACUUACCUUUUUGGAGGGAAGUCAGUGAUAAAAGGCAAAGGAUGGAUAUUGGGUUAUAUUAAGUCUGUUGAAGCGAGAGCUUCUGGAUGCUACCAGGGGUAUGUCAACAUCGUUUUGAAUCACACCGCUGAUUGGGUGGGCGAUGAAUUAAACUGGAUAGAUCAAUGGAUCCCCAGAGCUCCUGAAGGAUUAGUCCAGAAGGCAGAUAUUAUCUGCCUGCUAGAAGGCUCUUCGAGGCCAAGUAUUAUCAGACUAUGCAAAGACCAUUUCGAGACGGUCGUAGCUGCAAUCACCCCCCCACACGACAGAACUAUUUUCGACUUCAAACCACAGGAAUGGCAUUCUAUAAGUGGAUUCGUCUACGAUAUUAUCCUUACUUGGAGGAUACCUCGGGCUGGUGCAGAAAGUAAUAUUGCGCUGCAAGGUACGGUAGAACUCACGAAUAUAGCACCGGAGCUAUUCAACAUGUCGCUCACACAGAGUAAAGGAACGGUUGAAAAUUCAGCAUUGGAACGCAUGGUUGUUCAAUGGACAGAAAACUUCCAAUUUUCUGAAGAUGUGGCCAAGGCAGCGGCAGCAAACUACCACGAAAAUGGACAUAAUAUCAUAACAUUACUUAUUAAGUAUCAGCCUAGUCUACCAAUCACUGAAGAUGUGGUUAAGGCAGCGGCAGCAAAUCCUGGAGAAGCUGGAUAUCUUAGUCUACCAAUUACUGAGGAUGUGGUCAAGACAGCAGCGGCAAACGGUGCCCUAGCUGGAAUUAUGGUUAUCAGACUACUGAUCCGACAUCAAGGAAAAUCGGCAGCAAACAGAACAUAUGGACAUAUCUUACCAAUUACCGAAGAUGUGGUCAAGGCAGCGGCGUCGGCAUGCAAUAAGGGGAAAACUUUGAAAUUACUUAUUCGCCACUAUCGAGAGAGUCUACCAAUCACUAAAGAUGUUAUCAAGGAAGCGGCUAAGAAUGACGAGCCUGAAAACCUACAACUUCUUGUGGACUAUCUAGGAUACAACCUCCCAAUAUCCAUUGAUGUGAUCAACGCAGUGGCUACGGAUUGCACAGUUGAAAACCUGUCACUUCUCUUCCAAUAUUGA
Messenger RNA from Aspergillus caelatus, 2002 nucleotides. Its product is annotated as HET domain-containing protein. Bases 35 to 2002 code for a protein of 655 amino acids. NCBI's taxonomy places the organism in Eukaryota, Fungi, Ascomycota, Eurotiomycetes, Eurotiales, Aspergillaceae. The record is from RefSeq and is a predicted model, not a curated record. The transcript is spliced from 10 exons.